This is a messenger RNA of Closterium sp. Naga37s-1, 3450 nucleotides long. Lineage: Eukaryota; Viridiplantae; Streptophyta; Zygnematophyceae; Desmidiales; Closteriaceae. The record is from the annotation of a GenBank genome assembly.
AUGAUCUCUUCCUCGAUCGUGUCUUCAUCCCCGUUACAGAAUGCUGCUUUACAGAGCAACAUCAGCACUUCAGUGUCAAUCGACUCUCCCGCAUCAUCCUCGGCAUGUAGCAGCCACUUCCGUUCCCUGAGUUCCGAACCUUUUGCCCCACCGAGCAAGGUUCGCCGACUGGAAGGUCAUUUUUCGCCCCUCGAAAAUCCCAAGGAGACAGAAGGAUCGACGGAGGAGGAGGGAGUGGAAGAGAAGGGACUUUUGCUGCACCAGUUACGCUCUUCCGCGCCUGCUUUCUCCCGCGAUCGCGCUGAUUCGUCGCAUCUUCUUCUUGACGCUGAGCCUUGCCACGCUCGAGGGUCCUCGCCCAAGCCCUCUCUCGCCUCUCUUCCUUCCGAGCUUGUCCGCGUUAUAGUCUCCCUCGUUGAUGCACCAAGAGACCGCGGUUGUUGCGCGCUCGUCUGCCGGGCCUGGCGCCAAUGGGAGCGUGCCACGCGUACCCAGCUGCACUUGCGCGGAAGCCUCAGCGACCUUCCGAGCCUGGGGACGCUCUUCGGCUCGGUGACGGACCUGGACCUGGCUGAUGUCCACCCUGAUUGGCCAGGUUCGGAAGAAGAACUUCGGCAGGUCUUCCGAACGUCGUUCCCGAACCUCCGCCGCGUCCGAGCCAACGUGAGCCCGUCUGGCAUGGAGUACGUGCGCCAGUGCUGGCCGAAGCUGGAGAGCGUUGUGAUUGGCCACUGGGAUGGUCUGGAUGAGGGCUUGGAGGCGCGCCACGUCAGCAGUUUGGUGUCCCGUUGCCCUAAAGUCGAUUCCAUCGACCUCUCCUGGAGCAGGCACUGUGAUUUCAACGAGUUGCCGAAGCAGCUGAGCGAUUACAAGCUGGGGAGGAUUCGCGUGCUGAACCUGCUGGGCGGCCCUGCUGCGCUAAGGGAUGACGCGUUAGAGGUGUUUGGACGGGGUGCCUUUCCGGGGCUUGAGGAGCUGAGUUUCGCGAUGGCGGAUGGUGGCGUCACUGAUAUGGGGAUCGCGAGUGUGGCGCGUGGGUGCCCGGCUCUGCGCGUGCUGCGCAUUGAAGACGUGGCGCACGACCUCAACGACAGCGACGAGGGGGACGCGGAUGGGGUAGCGGAUGGGGGGGUUGCUGAUGGGGUUGCUGAUGGGGAUGGCAUUGGAGACACUGAGGACGCGGCUGUGGAUGGCCCUUGGGGAGCUUUUGGUGGCUCAGUAGCAGCAGCAGCAGCAGUAGCCUCAGAAGCAGCAGCUGCAGCAGCAGCGGACGCAGCAGAGGUUGAGCAAGUGGAUAUGGAGGGUUUAGAUGAGAAUGUGCCUCUUCCACCUGCUGCUGCUUCUGCAAGCAUAUCUGCUGUAGCCCUUGCCUCUACUCUCGGCCCAUCUCCCCUCCCCCAGUCCUCCCCCUCUCCUACCUCCACCGCGUUUCUUGCUGCUGCUGCUGCUGCUGCUGCUGCUGCGUCGGCUGGUGUGGCCGGUGUUGCUGCAGCUGCUGCUGCCACUUCACUUGCUCAAUUCGCCGCUCUUGCACCAGCACCACCGCCGAACCCAGUCUCCACAGCCUGCCCAACCUACCCAAUCACAGCUGCCGCGCUGGAGAGUCUGGCUCGGCACUGCCCGAGGCUGGAGGAGCUGUGCCUGGUGCCGUCCUUCUGUGUGCACCGCAGCGGGCCUGCAGUAGAGGCGCUAGCUGCGGGAUGUAAGUCUCUGCGUGUGCUGCGACUCACUCGGUUCCUGGGCCUCGGUCGAGGGGUGCUGGCUGGUGGCGAUGCAGGAGAGAAUGUGGCGCAGAGGGAAGGUGGGCAGGAGGAGGAGGAGGAGGAGCAGGAGAAGCAGGAGGAGCAAGAGGCAGUUAAGCAGGAAGAGCAGUCGCAGCAGUUUCAGCAGCAGGAGAUGCAGCAGCAGCACCAGGCGCAGCAAUGGGAUCGGCAGUUCGGUUCAGCCUCCCCUUGCGCUCCAUUCGUCGAUGAACCUUUGAGCUUCCCCUUGGCGGCAGACAAUGGUGGUAACCCGGAAGGUAGUAAUUUGGAUGGUGGUAACCUGCAGGAGUGGAUUAUGUGGGAUAGCGCCCCUUCGUUGCUGCCUCCCACCUUAGACGGCUUCAGCAGCGGCUGGGAGGUGGACGAUUCUCUGCUUGCGGACCUGCAGCAGUGGCAGCAGCUGCAGGAGCAGCAGCAGCAGCCAGGGGAGGAGGCGGAGCAGCAGCAGCAGGGGUGCCCGUGCCCUCUCAUUGCAGCUGGCAGCAACGAGACCACAAGCACUGGUAGCACUACCACCAGCAUCGCUGCCUGCCCCAACGCCCUCCCUUGCGCUAGUGGCUGCACCAGCACUUUCACCAGCACCAGCACCAGCACCAACACCAACACCAGCAUCAGCACCACUGGCUCCUCUCGCUCUCCCGUCUCUCCACCUUCUCCCCUCGCGCAGCCACCUAUCCUCCCACCCCUUGCUCAGUUCACAGCACUGGAGGAGCUGGAGUUGCAGAUGUGCUCUGACAUGACAGACAGGGACGUGCAGGCCGUACUAGAGGGGUGCCCUAAGCUGCGGAGGCUAGAGGUGGUGGCUAACCACCGGCUGUCGGCCCGUGCGUUUGCGCUGGGCUGUGCGGUGUGCGCGAGUGGGGUGCGGCAGUGUGCAGUGGCUGCGGCUGGUGGGAGCUGCAGGGCGCGCGGACGAGCGCUGGAGAGUGUGCGAGUGAUGCAGUGUGACAAUGUGGAUUCGCACGCACUGCUGCAUGCACUCAUGCCAGCACGCACGACCCUCAAGGGCAUUCAGAUGACCGCGUGCUGGACCCACACCAGCCCCCCGCUGCCCCUCGCCUGCUUCUCCGCUCUUGAGUCACUCUGCCUUGAAGUCUCUGUCGACGCCUCGCUUUCUCCCCUGCUCAGUGCUGGCUUGGCCUCUUGCCCCAACCUCAAGUUCUUCUUCCUCUCUCUCUACGGCGCUCUGGAGCAAGACACCCUUCCGCUCCCACCACACCACUACUCCCUCGCGUUCCUCUCCCAGCCCCCCGCGCUCACCUACCUCUUCCUCUCUCUCGAAGGAGUCCAGUGUGCCACUGCUCCUGCCCUAGCCUCGCUCGAGCUCGCGCUGCUAGCCUCCUGCCCUUCGCUCGCGAUCCAGGAGAUUGAAUUCCGCCCCGCGCCCUGCCCGGUGGUGUCUGCUCCGCUGUGCCUAGACCUGCUUUCCCCCGAUGCUGCUCGGCUGCUGUCGCUGUCGCCGUGUCUCCGGUGGGUGACUCUAGGGGGUGUGGUGCAGGAGCCGGCGAUGGUGAAGCUUCUGAGAAGCCGCACGUUGCGGGAUGUGGUGUUUCUCACGCCGCCGGACUGCUCUGACACGUUCAGAAGCUUCUUUGAGUCGGUUCUCAAGUCGAGGGGGUAUUCGGAUCAGCCGAGGAGUGGAAUGGAGUGUGGCUUGGAUGUUUGUCACGACUGGGUUUGUUGCUGA